CAGCAUUUGGCGGAAGUAGUGGAGUUUUGGCACACUGAAAGUUCUAGCUUCCACCUGGGGUAGUGGAGCUACGCUUGUACUGUUUGACUCUGUGUGAUGUAGUGUGGUUUUCCAUAGCUGUUGGUUUGUUAGUGGUGCGUGUUUUUUUGGCAGGUCACAACAUGAGGCGGAAGGAGAAGAGGUUGUUGCAGAUCGUCGGUUUGGUUUUAGCAGCUCUUGUUUUCCUUCCUAAUGUAGGGCUUUGGUCUUUGUAUCGUGAGAAGCACACUGAGGAUAAUCUGGCAGCGGGAGCAGUGGCACCUGGCGCUGUCAUGGGAGGAGAGGCAGCCGCUGCUGCUAGACCACAGGUGUUGCCUGUGAGAGAGAAAAAGGAAGUUAAUUUUGGUGAACACGUAUUAAAACGGAAAGACUGGCAUGAUUAUGAAGCCAUCAAGAGAGAUGCUGCAAGAACAGGAAACGGAGAACAAGGAAAACCAUUUCCAAUUACCGAUUCUGAUCGUGCAGAGCAGGCUUACAGAGAAAAUGGGUUCAAUAUUUAUGUGAGCAACAAGAUUUCCCUGAAUCGCUCUCUGCCCGAUAUCAGGCACUCAAACUGCAAGAAUAAACUGUAUCUAGAGAAGAUGCCCAAUACAAGUAUCAUAAUUCCAUUUCACAAUGAAGGCUGGUCCUCUCUGCUGCGGACAGUGCACAGUGUUCUAAACCGAUCACCACCUGAACUUAUUGCAGAAGUAGUAUUAGUGGAUGACUUCAGUGACAAAGAGCACUUGAAGACUCCCUUGGAGCAGUACAUAGCACGAAUACCCAAAGUGAGAAUUGUUCGCACUAAGAAGAGAGAAGGACUUAUCAGAACGCGGAUGUUAGGGGCUUCAGUGGCUAUUGGUGAUGUUCUUACCUUCCUGGAUUCUCAUUGUGAAGCUAAUGUGAACUGGCUGCCACCAUUACUAGACCGCAUUGCACAAAACCACAAGACCAUUGUGUGUCCAAUGAUUGAUGUUAUUGACCACGACCAUUUUGGAUAUGAAACUCAAGCAGGUGAUGCAAUGCGAGGAGCCUUUGACUGGGAGAUGUACUACAAGAGGAUUCCAAUUCCACCUGAGCUCCAGAAACCAGACCCCAGCGAUCCAUUUGAAUCCCCAGUCAUGGCUGGAGGUUUGUUUGCAGUAGACAGAAGGUGGUUCUCGGAGCUUGGAGGCUAUGACACAGGCCUGGAGAUCUGGGGAGGAGAGCAGUAUGAAAUUUCAUUCAAGGUAUGGAUGUGCGGUGGGCAAAUGGAAGAUAUCCCUUGCUCAAGAGUUGGCCACAUCUACAGGAAGUAUGUUCCCUACACAGUUCCAGGUGGAGUCAGUCUUGCCAGGAAUCUAAAGAGAGUAGCAGAAGUGUGGAUGGAUGAGUAUGCAGAGUAUAUCUAUCAGCGAAGGCCUGAGUAUCGACAUCUGUCUGUAGGAGAUGUGACAGCCCAGAAAGAAAUGCGGAACAAACUCAACUGCAAAAGCUUCAAGUGGUUCAUGAGUGAAGUGGCCUGGGAUUUGCCAAAGUAUUACCCACCUGUAGAACCACCAGCUGCCGCAUGGGGAGAGAUUCGAAGUGCAGCUGGCCUCUGUGUAGAUACCAGGCAUGGUGGUUCUGGUUCUCAGCUCCGGCUUGAGGCUUGUCAGAAAGGAAAUGGUGAUGGGAGCUGGAACAGUGGUCAGAUAUUCACAUUUAGUUGGCGUGAAGACAUUCGUCCCGGAGAUCCUCUGCACACCAAAAAGCUGUGCUUUGAUGCUGUUUCCCACAGAAGUCCAGUCACUCUUUAUGAUUGUCAUGGGAUGAAGGGGAACCAGUUGUGGAGAUACAGAAAAGACAGAAGUUUAUACCAUCCUACCAGUAACAGUUGUAUGGACUAUGGUACAGCAGACAGGAAGAUUUUUAUGAACAUUUGUAACCCAUUGUCACAAACACAACAGUGGAUAUUUGAGCAUACAAACUCCACAGUUUUAUUGAAAUUUAACAAAAAUACUGACUUGUAGAGAUUACAGACACAGAGACUUUAUAUUUGCAAUUAUAUUUUUUAUUGCUGGGGUAGAAAGAAGGUGGUAUUUUUUAAAAAAGAAAAUUCAAGUUUUUUAAUGUAAUUAAGAGUAAAAAAGAAAUAAUCUCAGGAGAGGGUGACGACUAUCAGAAACAUUAUCUUUAAGAUGCUGUAUCUCUGAUUCUGUACUGAAUGUUACUGAAAUUUUAGCUAAAUCAGAUAUUUAUGCAUUUUAAAAGUGCCAUUACAGCAUAGCUUCUAAUCUGUGCUGUUUCUUAUUGCAUCACAUCCUGAUAGUCAUUUGUGUCUGGCACUUUGGUGCAGAGGUUAAAGAGCGUGCUACUAGACACAACCUGCAGCAGUCCUGGGUUUGAUUCCUAUAGUCUCUAUUUGUCUCUGUGUGGCUCUAUAUAAGUCAUUCAGCAGACAUAGCUGUUGGGUCAACCUUGAAAAAGGGACUGUGUAUCCAGUGGGUUUACCCACGUAACAAAUAGAAUUAUUAUUGUCAGAAUGAUAAAAAGUGACCAUGCAACGCAUGUAUACACACUCACAAUUUGGGCUGGAACUGAAUUCUACUUCACAAAUAAUGCCUUCUGUUUCAGACACAUCUUGGUGACUAUUGAAUUCUAAGGUUUAAAGUUCUAGUUCAUGUAAUUUUGAAGAUUUUCAUUGUGUUUUAUGUGUACUCACACAUGUACAUAUAACUGCAGAGGAGAAGAUUUGAAUUGCAAGGUCCACUGAAACAAAUCUUCAGAUGAAGUCGUGAUUUCUUGAGGUGAAAAUCUUCAGAAAAAUUAAAAGCAUUUUUGCUUAAAUCGAGGAUUUCAAACUUUGUUGUAUAUAGUUCCAUGUAUUUAUUGAGUUGUAUCCUGUUUUGAAGGUGCUAAUCAGUAGCAGGUUGUCUGUAUAUGUUUCACUUUAAUGGGCAGAACAUAGUCAAGUAGAGAUUGAUGGAUAACUCGUGGCUACCUUUUUCCUUCCUUGUUAUGGUACUUUUUAUUUUGUAACCACAGCCUAAUAUACCGGGGGGGGGGGCUAAGCUCUAAAAUCGGCUCUUAUUGUUUUUGAAUGCACUUCACAGGUUUCUAAAUUGAAGCUGACUUCUCCACCAUCAUUCAGGCAAACCUGUCUUAUACAGAGAUCAGUUAUCACAGCAAGAACCAACAUAUACUGACAUUGGAUUAUUAGUGGAAGAUGUGGGAAAAAUUAGCUGAUGUAGAUAUGAUUUUUGUUUUUUUGUUUGUUUUGUUUAUGCAUAGUUUUAAAUUUGAUGAGAUAUGUUUACAACUGCAGUUUGACACUUCUUACAAAUGUUGAGUUUCAUGUCUGAGUCAGAUGUAGCAUUGUGUAUUAAAAUAUGUCUGUAAUUAAUAUAAUUUUUUUUCCAGCAGUCCUUUUGAAGCCAGGCUGAUUUUGACAAUUUGUGUAAUUUUAUUUUAUCUUCAGAGCUGUCUAGAUCCUUAAUUAUGUGUAUGUUUAAAUUUAAGUAUGGUAAUUAGUUGCAGGUUGGUUUUAGACUGUGAGGGUCCAAACCUUAAAGUCUUUUCAACACAAAGGUAUACACAUUGAAAUAAAUAAUUUACAUUCUAGGUUUAACAUUUGUACAUUUUAUUGUAGUUUAUUUUUCAGAUUUAUCCUGGAUUCAGUUGUCAAGCUCAGUGCUGGGGGAGGGGGGGAUAGGGGGAUUUGGGUAUGCUCACAAUGAGAGAAAGAUUGAGUGGCAGCAGUUUUCUCUCGUAUUUUUUUUUCUUUCACCCCAGUAAUCCCUUGAUGAAGGCCAGGAGAGCUUUAGGUUAAUGGGGCAGAUUAAAUGGAUAUGACCAUUGAGGGGCACCUAUGUGGUUUGUGGACACAUGCAAACUGCAUUAACAUCAGUGCAUAUUAUGUGUGGGGGGAAAGGGUAAAAUGUAGGUCUUAAGGUAGAAAAGUUCCUCCUGCUACCAGGAUGGUACUUUAUCUGGAUGCUCCUAUGCUUAUUUCCACAUUUCCCACCUGAAUUACAUGUUGUUGUGCCCCCAUAAAUGGAUCCCUUGUCCCGGGAGGUAAGGUUUUACUUAAUUUGGAUGGAAUUCUUAAAUGGAGAAGGUAGACUAGACAUUAGAACACUGCUGAUGGUUAAUAACUGAAAAGCAAAAUUGCACUUACAAAUGUUCAUAUUUAUCUUGCACUUUUAUGUUGAUAUAUAUAGUUCAUUUUCUUAAUAUGGAAAUAACUGCAUUAAUAUUACAGAUGGUCUGGAGUCUCUGUAGGUGUAUUAUUGGCCCUAACAGUCCAAUCACUUUUCCAGCUGAAUUAUACUGCAUAAGUAAAAAGGGCUAAGUUUUUGUUAAGGCAUAUAAUAUCCACUGCUAUGAGGAAACAAUUAGAGAAAGUUUACCAGGUGGCAUUAAGCUGCUCUAGUUCUUGAAAUUCCUUUGCACUGAAGUAGAAAGAGGUGCAGCAUCCUAAACGAUAAUGUACAUUUUUGAAUUCCUAAACUUGAAACAGUUCUUAGUGCCUUGCUGGACAAGAAUUAAAAAAGUGGAGAUAUUUUAACUAACAUGUAAUUACUGUUUAAUUGUUUGUUUUUCUAUGAUGCAUUACAGAUUGUUCCUAAUGUGUUAAUUGUAAACACUCCAGUGUUAGGAAUCAGACUUUGAAUUCAUGAAGCUGGGUUGUUGUAUUUUCAUUAAAUGGCUUCAGUCAACACUGAACAAGCAGCAGUGAGAAUUCUCAUCAUGUUAAACACAGAAGGAGCUAUAAGUGGUAACCUCUUCCUCCGAACCAGUACUUCUGCAAAACAUGCCAUUCUACCUAGAGAAGAAGGUUUUCCACUGAACUUUUAGUCCUUAAUUUUACAGUACUUUGGACAACAUUCAGGUUUCUGCCCUAUAACACUCUUCUGUUGCUAGAUGACUUGUUUGUGGAAAAGAUUUUUAGAUGAUCUCAUUAAUAAGCUGUAAUAAAUCAUCAGGCUGUACUGUUGUUCUGAUCAUGCCAUGCUGAUUAAGAAAUGUGUUUGGUCAAUCCCAAAUAUGUGGACAAAGCUGUGUGAUAAUCAUCAAAAUGUAUAUUAACAGCCAUGCUUGAUCCUGUUUACUUUUCUUUUUUAAUGGGAAUAAUGUUUUUUAUUCCACUGAUCAUGUUUUUUUUUUUUUUUAAAUUGGGAGUUAUGUUUGUUUGUUUAUUUAUUCUAUGUAUCAUCUUGGGGCACUGUUAUAAUCUGAUCCAGAAUUUCUUCCAUAAUGUCACAAAAAUGCUUAGUGGUCAUCAUCUGAGUUUACAAUUUCAAGAACAAUCAUCCCACUGAAUUACUCUCACCAAAGUGAGAUGUGAAUGUACAGCUUUCCAAUUGAUAACACAUUCUAAUGUUUUGCAGAUUGUAGCAGUUUCUUCAUUCAUGCUGCACCAUAAAUCCCAAAUUGUAUAACAGUCCUUGGGUCCAUUAAAUAUUACAUAUUAAA
This is a messenger RNA of Protopterus annectens (West African lungfish), 5454 nucleotides long. RefSeq names its product polypeptide N-acetylgalactosaminyltransferase 10 (gene GALNT10). Gene Ontology annotation, cellular component: Golgi apparatus. The record is from RefSeq and is a predicted model, not a curated record. Bases 162 to 2009 code for a protein of 615 amino acids. NCBI's taxonomy places the organism in Eukaryota, Metazoa, Chordata, Ceratodontiformes, Protopteridae. The transcript is spliced from 12 exons.